CAAACGGCGGCCAUUUUGGUCCGUCCCACUCUUCAAUAGAUGUGGCUGCAGAUUGUGUAACGGUGAAGUCUGUUUCCGGGUUCGCUGAAGCAGGGAAAGGGAUGAGUCCGGAAUACAUUUCUAUUAGGGAACACUGGCACUUACACUCUUUACUGGAUUGAGGAAAAGGAAGCUGAUCCAGCAUGCCUACAGUAUCCACAUUGCCCAAAGAGCUCUACCUUUCCACCUCACUGACUGACCUCAAGAAGAAGGCAGAGGUUAAACCUGAAAAAACCAGCACAAAGAGCUAUGUUACAAGUGCAAUUAAGAUCUUCCAAAAGGCAGAAGAAAGCAGACUAGAUGGAGAUGAAGAAAAAGCAUAUGUUUUCUAUAUGAAAUUUUUGCAUGUAUUUGAACUCCUUAAGAAGAGGACAGAUUUCAAGCAAAACCAGGACUACUUUAAGUCUUUACUUGGGCCUACUAAUAUAGUAAAAUCAGUCGAGCAAGCUGAGAAACUCUCUGAAAGUCUUAAAAAUAGGUAUGAGGAAGCAGAAGUACGAAAAAGACUUGAAGAAAGAGAGAGGAUAGAAGAGCAGAAGCGAGAGGAAAGUCUGCUUCCUAAGGAGCCGUCAGCAGAUGUCCAUAAUAAGCAUGAGAAAAAUCAGUCGGGGAAUAGGGAAAUGAAAGAGCCUGUUGUAAAGAAAGCAGCAUCUUCUAAUGUGCCACAAGGAGCAAUUUCGCCUGAAAAACUUUAUGGAAUGAUGAGUGAUCAAAAUAUUAACAUUAUUAUCAUGGAUGCUCGGAGUGAGAAGGAUUUUAAAGAGUCUCACAUUAAAGGUUCCAUAAGUGUGCCAGAGGAGGCUAUAUGUCCUGGGUACACCGCACAAAAGAUUGAAGGUAAUCUUCCUGAGGCAUCAAAAGAAGAUUGGAAUAGAAGAGGUCAUACAGAUUACAUUAUAUUACUAGACUGGUUUAGUUCUGUGAAUGACUUAAAGCUGGGAACUACUCUUCAAAGUCUAAAAGAUGCACUUUUUAAGUGGGAAACCAAGACAAUCCUGCAAAGUGAGCCUUUUGUGUUGGAUGGUGGUUAUGAAAACUGGCUACUUUGUUAUCCUAUGUACACAACAAAUGGCAAAGUAUAUGUGCCCAAGAGAAGUAAAACCGAAACAUUUCCUUUGUUGUUGAAUUUCAGUUACCCAACUCUGGAUGAACCCCAAGCCCCUCCCUCUUCCUUGCCAGAAGAACCUCCUACUGUACCUUCUCCUACUGUACCUCCUCCUACUGCACAAGUGAAAGAAAAUAAUGAGAGAGCAGCAGUAAAAAAAGUAACCGUAGAGCAACCAGUGGAACCCAUUGUGACACCGAACACCGAGCCUGUUCCUGAAACACAGCGUCCUGACCUUGUGAAAACUAUUCCCACUAUUGAUCGCACAAAGAAACCUUUUCUGAAAGUAAACGACAGUCCUACAAAGAUCAAGAAUGACGCCAAAGAAAACCAACCAGUACAAAAUGGAGUCAUUAUCCCAGACCGUUCAACAAAGCCACCUCUAGAUUCUAAAUCCAUGAAAACAGACUCACACGUUGUAUUGGAAAAAAAUCUACCAGACAAACAAGACAAGGUGGUCAGAAAAAUUGAUGACUCUACUGAUCAAAUUGGAAGCAUUCAAGAUGAAAACAAAAUAAAAAAGAAAGCGAAUGACAAUGAGCAGGAGGCAGCAAGUCAUAAAGAACAACUAGAGAAGAAACGCCAAAAUGCUUCUGAAAAAGAUAAUACUGAAACAAAACGGUUAGAUGCUGACUAUAAACUAUCAGAUGAAAAGAAGAGAGAUCCAAGCACAUCAGAAAUUUCAAAGAAGGCAAGUGUGUUCCAGAUGCUGUCAGUAUUAUGGUAUGGCACUCCAUUUCUGUUUCAUCGUAUUUUCCAGUCUGAUACAUGUAAACGCAAGCAAGAAGAUGCUGAUGAAAUUGCUGAGGAAGAGAUUGCUGAAGAAGACAGACGUAGGAGGGAUCCUUUAGUAAGAGCUAGGAGUGAAGAGAUGGGGAGAACCGUUCCAGGAAUGCCAGCUGGUUGGGUCAAGUUUCUUGAUGCUGUAACUGGCACAUAUCGCUAUUAUCAUUCCCCAACCAACUCGGUUCACAUGUAUCCACCUGAAAUGAGCUCUUCUUCCCUUCCGUCAACCACCACUUCAACUGCUCCAGUUCAGAAAGUCAAACCUCAAGCUCACGCUGAGCCAGAGCCAAGCAAGUUAAAGCGCUCUUACUCCUCACCAGAUUUAACGCAGGCUAUUAAGGAAGAGGAAAAGAAGAAACCAGUGCCAGUUAUAAACCGGGAAAAUAAACCAAUAACUCACACGAAGACUGAAAUUACAAAACUUUCUGCAUCUAAGCUGCGCAGUAUGAAUCCGGCAUUUGGCGGGAUGGGCCCAGCGCUCACUGGACUUAGAAACCUAGGGAAUACGUGCUACAUGAAUUCAAUCUUACAGUGUCUCUGUAACACCCCUCGCUUAGCGGAAUACUUUCAUAAGAGCUGCUAUGAAGAAGACAUAAACAGGUGCAAUCUGUUGGGUUAUAAAGGUGAAGUAGCUGAUGAAUUUGGCUGUAUAAUGAAGGCUUUGUGGAAUGGUCAAUAUAAAUGUAUAAGCCCAAGAGACUUUAAAGUGACAAUUGGAAAAAUAAAUGAUCAGUUUGCUGGAUAUAGCCAACAGGAUUCUCAGGAGCUGCUGCUGUUUUUAAUGGAUGGGCUACAUGAAGACCUGAAUAAGGCAGACAAUAGAAAACGAUACAAGGAAGAGAACAACGAUCAUUUAAAUGACUCUCAGUCGGCAGACUCAGCCUGGUUGAAGCACAAGCUCCUUAAUGAAUCAAUCAUAGUGGCACUUUUUCAAGGCCAGUUUAAAUCAACGGUACAGUGUCUAACAUGUCACAAGAAGUCGAGGACAUUUGAGGCUUUCAUGUAUUUAUCUCUGCCUCUUCCAUCUACAAGCAAGUGCUCUCUCCAGGAUUGCCUUAAAUCAUUUUCCAAAGAAGAGAAACUCACAGAUAAUAAUAGAUUUUACUGUAGUAAUUGUAAAACUCGGAGAGAUUCCAUGAAAAAAAUAGAAAUUUGGAAACUCCCUCCUGUCCUUCUGGUGCACUUAAAACGAUUUUCUUAUGAAGGACGAUGGAAACAGAAGCUCCAAACAUUUGUAGAUUUCCCUCUGGAAUGCCUUGAUCUUUCUCAAUAUGUUAUUGGUCCAAAGACUUAUAAGAAAUUUAAUCUGUAUGGCGUCUCAAAUCAUUAUGGAGGAUUGGACGGUGGUCACUAUACAGCUUACUGUAGGAAUGGCUUAAAACAGCGAUGGUUUAAAUUUGAUGACCAUGAAGUAUCUGAGAUAUCCAUAUCGUCUGUGAAAUCUUCAGCAGCGUAUAUUCUUUUCUACACCUCCUUGGACUUUCGAGCCACUGAGUUUUCUACUUAAGAAAAAUGUUCUAUUGGGAGACAAAACGUUGCAUAUAUGCAAGCUUAUCGUAAUAACUUAGCCACGUAAAAGAAAAUAAUGUAACCAAUACUGUUCUUACUACUGACAUUCAUAGAUAAAAAAGUGGUAUCUGCAGCUAAAUCUGACUUAUGUGCAGUACACUAUUGAAAUUAGAGCCAUGACCUCUUAAAUCUUUUUAACACGUAGAUAUAUUUGCCUUGAAAAUGUUCUAUUAAGCCCUUAAUGUUUCAUUUCUUCCUUAGUGGCCUUUUAUUCCAUUUACCGUAAGCUUCUUUACUGUGAAAAAGAAUUGGUUAAAGCAGGUAUGGAAUGUAUUAGAAAAUGAUUGCAUAAUUGCACAUCACUGCUCUGUAUAUAACUAUUUUUUUUUUUUGCAAGCUAUUCUAUUUAUACAGGAGAUAUUUUUUGGUUUUGAUUUCAUUCAUUGGUAAUCGCUUGUUGUAGCUGAAAUGUCACUCCGUGAACAGUUUAACAUGUCAUGUUUUAGCUGCUGUAGGCUAGUCCUCUUACACUGCCUCUGUAGCUUCAGCUUGCCUGUCUAUAUCCAGCUACAUAGAACUAUUUAUAUAAAUAAUACAAUGUUUUUUUGUUUAAAUAUUAAGUUUACUAUCCUUAGAGUGACGAUUCCAAAUAAACUACAGGUAUUAAACGUGGCUCUGUCAUCAGAAAUUUUAUUUGCAAUAUUUUACAGCACUUUAAAAACUUACUGUAUCUUGUACCUUUUCAUGUCUGUUCCAGCAAUAUUUUAGUAGAAAUUAUGAGGCUUAAUAUGAGCACCUUUGACAUUCUGCAUAAUUAGGAAGUUGACGUUGACGUUCCGUCUUCGUUGCACAUUAGAAUAACCAGACACAACCUGCUCCACUGUAAAUACUGGCUGUUUGUUUUUUGUUUGUUUCCCGCUCUCUAAAAAAAAUUGUGCUGAAAUUCCAACUGUGUUAUGUACCAUUGUGUUAACAGUUGCUAUAUUUUGUCAAAGAUAACAUAUUUUUUUCUUCUUCUUAAUGAGUAAAGAAAAUUUCAGAUGACAUGGCCACUUUUAUAUAAAAAAAAACUUUUAUAAACAAUAUAAAGCUGUGCAGUAUUUUUUUUUCCUCUUAAACUUGUGUACACACACACACACUAUAUAUCUAUAUAUGAACUUAAUUUCGCUCAAGUAAACUGUAUCAAACAUGG
This is a messenger RNA of Pelobates fuscus (common spadefoot toad), 4631 nucleotides long. It is a transcript of the gene USP8, whose product is annotated as ubiquitin specific peptidase 8. The record is from RefSeq and is a predicted model, not a curated record. Bases 183 to 3437 code for a protein of 1084 amino acids. The transcript is spliced from 20 exons. Gene Ontology annotation, molecular function: cysteine-type deubiquitinase activity. Gene Ontology annotation, biological process: endosome organization; protein K63-linked deubiquitination; protein K48-linked deubiquitination. NCBI's taxonomy places the organism in Eukaryota, Metazoa, Chordata, Amphibia, Anura, Pelobatidae. Gene Ontology annotation, cellular component: extrinsic component of plasma membrane; cytosol; midbody.